AUGAUGAUUGAUAAUUUCAACCUGAAAUAUGACGUUGUCGGGAAAUUGGGUUCAGGCUCGUUUUCGGAGGUGUUAAAAGUGAAAGAACGACAGACGGGGAACAUUUACGCUGCCAAAAAGUUGUUCAAGUUGCACAAAAAUCCUAAUGACGUUUGUGCCAAUCGCGAGUUGGAAGCUUUGAAGAAACUCGAUACGCAUCCCAAUGUUAUGAGUUUGUUGGAUUAUUUUUUUGAUCCCAAUGGCACGUUAAUUUUCCUUUUUGACAUAAUGGACAGCAGUUUGUACGACUACAUCAAAGAUCGAAAUCGUAGAUUUCCCGAAUCGCAAGUGAAAAGCUUCCUGUACCAACUGACAUGCGGUUUGCAUCAUCUGCAUCGCAACGGAUUGUUCCAUCGUGACAUUAAACCGGAAAAUAUUCUCAUUAAAACGACGCCAGGCGUCACUGUGAAUCCAUUAAAGUCGAAAAUUUUGAAACUUGGUGACUUGGGAUCCGUUUGUCUCGAUCGGAAGCUUCCGCAUUCGGCUUAUGUGUCGACUCGAUGGUACCGGGCGCCGGAAUGUCUUCUCACGAACGGCUUUUACGGACCAAAAAUGGAUAUUUGGGCGUUGGGAUGUUGCUUUUAUGAGAUGUUAACUUUUUCUCCGUUGUUUCCGGGCGACAACGAACUCGACCAAUUGGAUAAAAUUCAUGAAAUUUUAGGUACGCCGAGCAAAAUGGUCCUUGCAAAGUUCAAAAAUAAGCAUUUUGAGUGUUCUUUCGCAUUCAAACCGCCAAUCAGAUUUUACAAGUUCCUUCCUUCGUUGAGUCAGUACGGAAUUGAUGUUCUAACGAAGAUGCUGAUGUAUCAUCCGGACUCACGAAUAAGUGUUCAUAAGUUGGUCGAUCAUAUCUAUUUUGAAGAGUUCAAUAAAAUUUCGAGACAAAGCAGAGUUCGACGCUUGGAUCGCGAAUGUCACUCAGAGCUCAAUUUGAAAUUCGGUUACAAUAGAAGUGGACCUCCCAGCAGAUCAUCUGUCGAUAUUUUGCGAAAAAAAUAUUAG
Molecule: messenger RNA, 1041 nt
Organism: Culicoides brevitarsis
Lineage: Eukaryota; Metazoa; Arthropoda; Insecta; Diptera; Ceratopogonidae
Product: MAPK/MAK/MRK overlapping kinase-like
Exons: 5
Coding region: 1-1041 (346 amino acids)
Biological process (GO): intracellular signal transduction; protein phosphorylation
Cellular component (GO): nucleus; cytoplasm
Molecular function (GO): protein serine/threonine kinase activity; ATP binding
Source: RefSeq, a predicted model, not a curated record